CUACAGUACGAUCGUUUGUAGCAACGAUGAGGCCGAUAUUUGUUGGGAACUUUGGGUAUGACACCCGGCAAUCUGAACUGGAGCGCUUAUUCUCCAAAUAUGGGAGAGUUGAAAGGAUCGACAUGAAAUCUGGAAUUUCUUCUAAGGAAAAUGAGCCAAGCUCCUAUCUGGGCUCACCACCAUGACACCAUCUGUGCAUUAAAAUUAAUUUGGAAGGAAACUUCCUGCUUGCCUGCUUACCUUCACCUACAGAUAGCAUCAUCCUGAUUUUUCUUCAAUCAAUCAUUCGUCAUUCAUCUACCUCAUCACUUAAGUUGCAAUACACCAGAAUCGUCUUAAUGGAUUGAUCUUUAUCUCAUGCCUCAUCAAUUAAGUUGCAAUUCAUCAGAAUCGUGUUAAUGGAUUGAUCUUUAUCUCAUGCCUUGCCUAUCUAUCACCACUGAUCAUAGGACAUCACUGAAAUCUGAUCAUGCCUUCCAUAUGAUAAUAGUGGCUGAAUGAAAUCUAUCAUGCCUUCCAUAUGAUAAUAGUGGCUGAAUGAAAUCUGUCAUGCCAUGCCUUCCAUAUCUGAACUCGUGCUGUGUGAAGGUGAAGGAUAGUUGAAUUUUUGGAUUAAAACCUUAAGUAGGCAACCAUCUUAGUCCAUCAUGCAACGUCUCUACCGCUAUAUGUGCAUCAGUCCUCCCAUAUUUGCAGGUUUUGCCUUUGUUUACUUUGAAGAUGAGAGGGAUGCUGAAGAUGCCAUUCGGGGACUUGAUAACUUGCCAUUUGGUUAUGAUAGACGCAGAUUGUCUGUGGAAUGGGCCAGGGGUGAACGAGGUCGUCAUCGUGAUGGGUCCAAGUCAAUGGCAAAUCAGAGGCCAACAAAAACCCUGUUUGUGAUCAAUUUCGACCCCAUCCGUACAAGAGUACGUGAUAUUGAAAGACACUUCGAACCCUAUGGGAAAGUGCUCAAUGUUCGGAUCAGAAGGAACUUUGCAUUUGUACAAUUUGAAACGCAGGAGGAUGCCACAAAAGCCCUUGAGUGUACCCACAUGAGCAAGAUAUUAGACAGGGUUGUAUCAGUUGAAUAUGCUUUGAGGGACGAUGGCGAGAGGGGCGAUCCUUUUGAUGAAAGCCCUCGAAGAGCAGGUGGUUAUGGGCGGCCAGGGGAUAGUCCCUACAGGAGGUCUCCAAGUCCAGUGUUUCGCCGUCGACCAAGUCCUGACUAUGGGCGAGCUCAUAGCCCUGCUUACGAUAGAUAUAAUGGGCCCUAUGAACGACGUAGAAGUCCUGAUUAUGGUAGGAAUCGAAGCCCUGAAUAUGGUGGUAGAUUUCGCAGCCGUUCACCCAUUCGGAGGUCAAGAACCUGAAGGAAACUAUUGUUGAAUUUUCAGUAGUUACAUUCUUAGGUUUAGGUCUGUGGAGUGUGUUAAGUUCCUGUACAACCCUCGUAUUUUAACUCUUUGAAAAAACUAUUGUUGGUAGAUUUGAGAUGUUGAAGGAAACACUUUUUUAUCUGUUUUUAGUUUUUUAACUAGUGGGUUUUAUCCAACAAGUUCAAGGC
Molecule: messenger RNA, 1546 nt
Organism: Cucumis melo (muskmelon)
Lineage: Eukaryota; Viridiplantae; Streptophyta; Magnoliopsida; Cucurbitales; Cucurbitaceae
Product: serine/arginine-rich splicing factor RS31
Exons: 6
Coding region: 648-1352 (234 amino acids)
Biological process (GO): mRNA splicing, via spliceosome
Cellular component (GO): nuclear speck
Molecular function (GO): RNA binding
Source: RefSeq, a predicted model, not a curated record